GACAAGGCAGCCAAUGAUAUUACCAGGCUAUAGUUGUACCAUGAUUAAGUGCAACUCAGAACAUAUCUUAUGCUACUAUGCAGUGGAUGAUGAAAAGUGUGAUGUGAUCCUCAACUACAGUGCAGCUGCCUCCCACAGGGAAAUAAUGUGAAGAUUAGGUUAUUUCUUCCUUCCACUUUUUUAGUCAUUUCAGAUUGCUUCUUGAGUUAUAGGGCUGCAUGCUGCCUGGGGAAUUCUGGGAGCUAAAGUCUAUGCAUCUUAAAAUUGCCAAGUUUGAAAACAGUUACUGUUUCCACAAUGCCAGAGGGAAAAUGCCUGGAAAGGAAAAUGUGGCUGGAAUCUCCCCAAGUCCCAUGACAAUCCAUUCUGAACAUAAAAGGGCUACUGGACGGCCUUAUCCUUCAGCUCCCUGGGUCUCAUCUAGUCGAUCUUCCACUUCUGUAUAGCUGAGAAGACGUCUACAGCCAUUGGAGACUACAAGUAAAGAGCGUGACCCUAGAUGACUCAUCCGACGGCUUUCCAUCUUGCCGCUGCCGGUCCGCCUCCGCGACUUGCUCGCUCUUUGCGCCACACGCAACUGGGUGAUGUCUACUGACCCGAGGCGCACCUGUUUCCUUCCCCACCCGGCUGACGUCGAGCUUCAUCUGACCGCCCUGCCUGACUGCCGGCCUCUCAGUGGUGGCGGCGGCACUGCAUAUAUAUCCCUCACUCUAUGGGUAUGGAGUAUCUCGCCGCUCCGAGCUUAAAAUACGCCAGGCGCCAAGGAAGUCCUCCUCAACCGCUUCAGCGCGCUUUUCGCCCACUCUUUGCUAGGCAAACUGGUCCCCGAGGACGCUCCUUUCCCCUCAAUGCGUGCCCCGCUCUUUCUCCUCCUCCUCCUCCCCCUGCUCCAGAGUCCAGUCUUCCAGCAUGCUUCUGGAUCAGAGCUAAAUGUGAGAAAAGAUGAGCAAAGCAUGCCCAACUUCAACACAUUCAACAUAUCUUCCACUGAUCAAUUAUCAUCAGGAAUUGAGGCUGAAGAGACUAAAGAUAAUGUGAAGGAAGUGAGAGAAUCUCAGUUCCUUGUGAAUGAUGCAGGAAGAGAGAAACCACCCAUUAAGAAUCCGGCAAAUUUAGAUGGUGGAAAAAAGAACCCUAACAAACCCAAAAGAAAAGGACAUGAGAAGAAAACUAAAAGGAAAAUUAAAACUCCAUGUGAAGGAAAAUAUAAAGGUUUUUGUGUUCAUGGUGAAUGCAGAUACAUCGAACAAUUUCUAAUACCUGUUUGCACAUGCCACCCAGAUUACUUUGGUGAACGUUGCGUGGAACAAUUUUUGAAGACAAAAAGGACCAAUAAUGAAACUAGCGUCUUAAAAAUAGAAGUUGUGGUAGCAUCAGUUUUCUUUGCGGUGGUCAGUUUUGCCAUCAUUAUAAUUAUCAUCACUGAACAGGUAAGAAAAAAAUGCACUAACUAUAAUGAAAUUGAGGAAAGGAGAAAUCUCAAAAAAGAAAAUGGAAUUCCCAGUAGUAAUGUCUAAAAAAAUGAAGCUUUCCAGAAAUCAGUGUCCCAUCUGCUAAUGCCAUGAUUGCCUCUUCCAAAGAAUAAAGAAGCUGUCGCUGAAGCACAUACUAAUUCAUGGAGGCAUCUCUGAAAAAUUCAAAUCAAGAAAUCAGAGCAAACCUGAAACUUUGUUUGCCAUCAAGCCAGAGGUGUGCUGCAAGGAGGGUGGUCCUUUCCCCUCCCCUUUCUUGGCGAUUGUCAGCAUGCAACUGCAUGUGCAGGAAUGAACAGCUUUGGUUUCACAACAGCCAGCACACCAGCCAGCACUGCUCAAUUGUGGGAGAAUACCAAAUGGCCGCUGCCCCAUAUACUUCUCUUUUUUUCUUUUUCUCUCUUUUUUUUUUUUUUGCACAUGUUACCUUUCACAGAAAUGAAAGGUAUGUGAGAAAUGAGAGAGUAUGUGAGAAAGCAUUAAUCUGAAAGGCACUUGUGAUUGUAUUCUUUGCUGUGUUCCACACACACCCAUGAAGGUGAAAGGCAGAAAUGGAGCUGCUUUGAGUAAGUCUCUCACGCUGCUUAAAGAGCUCAAUGACUCCCAACCGGGACAAACGGUACAGGGCGUGCCUUGUUUCUCCCACACCUCCAACCCUGUCAUCUGGAGGAUUCCCGCUUGCUCGAUGAAAAUGUGCCAGGCCAGAAGUGCCAGUGUUGAAUGCAGCUUUGUCUCAUUAGAAAGUACAUAAGCAAUUGGAGCGGUUUCCAAGUUGCUGCUCUGGUUUUAAAACAUGUGUUUGGGGAGAUGCAAUCAGUUUGCAAAACUACCAACCAACUGAGUUGUUUGUUGGUGGCUUUGUUUCCUGAGAUUAGUCUAAUCCUUAAGAUCUGCAACAUAGCUAUUCCAGAAUAUUCAAUUUUCCCUUUUAUGUUUUAAGGUAUGUUUUCAGCAAUAAGAAUUGUGAGAUUUGGUUAAUGUAAAGACUUUAUUUUAAACAAAUGCACUGUUAUUGUUGUUUUCUCAUGCUUGUUCCCCCUGGCUCUUAUCUACUACCAUAUCAAUAUUCUAGUAAUUUCACACGUAACCAGUAUCUGCAUGGCCAACCUGUCUUUUUCUCCCACUUAGCUCUAAGUUAAAUCCUACAUCAAUCCAGCCACCACAUGCUUUUGCUUGAGUGAACUGCAGCUGAUGAAAGCUUAUGCCCAUUAAUAACCCCUUUUCCAACUAAAAAAUUCUAUCAGACUCCAGAUUUCAUACCAAACAAAAAAAAUUAACUAACUAGUGAGAACUGCUUCUCCCCCAUCUUCUGUGGGAUGAAAGAAUUGCUGUGAGCCAAGCUUUGCUGAAAUUGAGUAUCUUCUACCAUAUAAGAGCAAAUAAUGAAACUAUGGAAAUAUAUAUUACAGAUACAAUAUUUAUUAAAUAAAACAAAGAUCAAUGUGAACAUACUACUGUACUAUCAACUUCCAUGGGAUUUUUCUAUAAAGAGUAUUAAAAAGCAAGAUAAAGCAUCUUGAAUUUAGUUUGCAAUAUUAUUAGCUUCAAUGUUUUCUCUACAGAUCUAAACCGCUUCCACAAAGAGGUAUUUUAAUUCAAGUUUUAGUUCUAUGCACAUGUUUAAGUAAACUAUGAAAUGUAAUGGGAGUUAUAUCAAAAUAAUCUACAUAGCCUUAUGUUAGCUGAUAGUAACUUGUAUGUAAGAUAAACAUGGUUUUUAGAUUUUUUUUUAAUGUAAAUAUGUAAGUAUAGAGGUUUUCUAUUAUUGUAAAUGUGUUUCUUAUUUAAUAUAUUCACACAACUCAAUGACUUAUUUAUUUUAUAAUUUUUCUACAAAUAAAAAAACUGAGUUGUAAUUUA
Messenger RNA from Crotalus tigris (Tiger rattlesnake), 3332 nucleotides. RefSeq names its product amphiregulin (gene AREG). The record is from RefSeq and is a predicted model, not a curated record. NCBI's taxonomy places the organism in Eukaryota, Metazoa, Chordata, Lepidosauria, Squamata, Viperidae. The coding region runs from base 849 to 1517 and encodes 222 amino acids. Gene Ontology annotation, biological process: epidermal growth factor receptor signaling pathway; positive regulation of mitotic nuclear division; positive regulation of cell population proliferation. The transcript has 6 exons.